Messenger RNA from Adineta steineri, 1341 nucleotides. The record is from the annotation of a GenBank genome assembly. NCBI's taxonomy places the organism in Eukaryota, Metazoa, Rotifera, Eurotatoria, Adinetida, Adinetidae.
AUGGCUUCAACAAAAGUUUAUUUAUGGCUUUCAUUCAUGAUUAUCACACAAACAGUCGGACAAGAUAUACGAUCAGAGGAAAUGUCUUUAAUACCUGAUUCUAAAUUUCAAUGUGCCAAUACAACAUGUUUACCAUUCAUUAGUGUUAUUACAACAGACAUUAGGAAUUGUCAGUUUGCCUGUUUAGGUCAAAGUCAAUGCAUAGCAGCUACUUUUCAUCGAUCAACUUCAAAUUGUGAAUUAUUUGAUAAUAUGUUGAACCAAAAUGGAAAUGUGUUGGCUGAUGUGGAUGCUACCAGUAUGAAUGUUAUUAGUGGAACACGAUUUCCACCUGAAUGGACAAUGACGGGAAACAUGAGCAUCGCACGAUAUUAUCACACAGCAUCCGCAUUAGCAAAUGUAUCAGUAUUAGUUGCUGGUGGAUCGGACAGGAAUGGUGUUUAUCUCAAUAGUGCUGAGCUGUACAAUCCAUCAACAGGCACUUGGACAAUCACAGGAAGCAUGAGUAUCGGACGAAGUUGGCAUACAGCAUCCACAUUAGCAAAUGGAUCAGUAUUAGUUACUGGUGGAAUGAGCAGCGGUAGUUUUCAUCUCAAUAGUGCUGAAUUGUACAAUCCAACUACAGGCACUUGGGCAACCACAGGAAACAUGAGUAGCGGACGAUAUUAUCACACAGCAUCCACACUAGCAAAUGGAUCAGUAUUAGUUGCCGGUGGACAGAUCAACGGUUUUACUGCUCUCAAUAGUGCUGAGUUGUACAAUCCAUCAAAAGGCACUUGGACAACUACAGGAAGCAUGAAUGUCAUACGAGGAUAUCACACAGCAUCCACAUUAGCAGAUGGAUCAGUAUUAGUUGCUGGUGGACAGAGCAACGCUGCUACUACUCUCGAUAGUGCUGAGUUGUACAAUCCAUCAACAGGCACUUGGACAACUAUAGGAAGCAUGAAUGUCGCACGAGAAUAUCACACAGCAUCCACAUUAGAAAAUGGAUUAGUAUUAAUUGCUGGUGGAUAUAAUAGUACUAGUUAUCUCAAUAGUGCUGAAUUGUACAAUUCAACAACAGGUACUUGGACAAUCACAGGAAGCAUGAAUACCGGACGAAGUUGGCAUACAGCAUCCACAUUAGCAAAUGGAUCAGUAUUAGUUGCUGGUGGACGUGACGGUACUAGUUAUCUCGAUAGUGCUGAAUUGUACAAUCCAUCAACAGGCACAUGGACAACCGCAGGAAGCAUGAGUAUCGCACGAGAAUAUCACACAGCAUCCAUAUUGGCAAAUGGAAAAGUAUUAGUUACUGGUGGAUGGGACAGCUUUAGUGCUUUCAAUAGUGCUGAGCUUUAUUAA